GUGACAACUAAUCUACUUCCGCCUGUUUAUUUUCUUUCUCUUUUCCAUCAUCUACGAUUGAAGAAACUGCACGCAUUUCGUUGCAGCUCUCGAAUUCAAUCAAUUUUAGGAAUAAUUUAUCGAAAUGGCUAAGCGUACCAGGAAAGUAGGAAUCGUCGGUAAAUAUGGCACGCGUUAUGGUGCGUCAUUGCGUAAAAUGGUGAAGAAGAUGGAAAUCACCCAGCACGCCAAAUACACCUGCACUUUCUGCGGAAAGGAUGCCAUGAAACGAUCCUGCGUCGGAAUCUGGUCCUGCAAGCGGUGCAAACGUGUUGUCGCUGGCGGAGCCUGGGUUUACUCAACGACCGCGGCCGCUUCGGUGCGAUCUGCUGUUCGUCGUCUGCGUGAGCUGUAAAAAGUUGUAAUUUAUUUUACAUUGACUGUCUGAGUACAGAAUGUCUUGUGGUACGGCGAUGUCGGGAAAACAAGUAAUAAACUUAUCGGAUCCAUCUGGAAUGUGA
Messenger RNA from Wyeomyia smithii (pitcher-plant mosquito), 500 nucleotides. RefSeq names its product 60S ribosomal protein L37a (gene RpL37A). Bases 125 to 394 code for a protein of 89 amino acids. The transcript has 3 exons. NCBI's taxonomy places the organism in Eukaryota, Metazoa, Arthropoda, Insecta, Diptera, Culicidae. The record is from RefSeq and is a predicted model, not a curated record. Gene Ontology annotation, molecular function: structural constituent of ribosome. Gene Ontology annotation, biological process: translation. Gene Ontology annotation, cellular component: ribosome.